Molecule: messenger RNA, 638 nt
Organism: Anarrhichthys ocellatus (wolf-eel)
Lineage: Eukaryota; Metazoa; Chordata; Actinopteri; Perciformes; Anarhichadidae
Product: alpha-mannosidase 2-like
Exons: 4
Biological process (GO): protein deglycosylation; mannose metabolic process; N-glycan processing
Cellular component (GO): Golgi membrane
Molecular function (GO): carbohydrate binding; alpha-mannosidase activity
Source: RefSeq, a predicted model, not a curated record
CAGGUCAUUGAUCAUCUUCAACCCAACGGAGCAGCUCCGUUCGUCCGUCAUCAGCGUCAUCAUCGACUCUCCGGACGCUCGCGUUGUCGAUGCAGAAACGGGUCGACCAAUGGCUGCACAGAUCUCUGCGGUGUGGGCGGAGCCAAGCCAAGCUUCAUCAGAACACUUCCAGCUCGACUUCGUGGCUGAACUUCCUCCUCUGUCGCUCGUCGUGUAUCAUGUGACCAAAGCCUCGGUUGGCUCCGCCCACCGGGCUCGGUACACCUUCCAUCGCCAUGGCAACCCGCCGGCUAUCCAGUUGGAGCACUUCCAGGUGUCCAGCCCAGAGGCCGACGCCCCCCUGUCGCUUAGCAACAAGCACAUCCAAAUAUGGAGCUCCCCGGAGACCGGCCUGUUGCAGAAGCUGCAUCUGCAGUCCGGUCUGGUCCGUCAGGUCCAGGUCCAGUUUCUGUGGUACGGAACCAGAACCAGCCAGGAAAAGAGCGGAGCCUACCUGUUCCUACCGGGGGAGGAGGGGGCCCAGCUCUACUCGUCCUCAGAGCCCCCCCUGGUUCGGGUCUCCAGAGGUCCGGUCUUCUCUGACAUCACUUCCUGUUUCCGACACUUUACACACACGAUCCGACUGCUCCACCUGGACG